Molecule: messenger RNA, 2472 nt
Organism: Macrosteles quadrilineatus (aster leafhopper)
Lineage: Eukaryota; Metazoa; Arthropoda; Insecta; Hemiptera; Cicadellidae
Gene: Nop56
Product: nucleolar protein 56
Exons: 10
Coding region: 162-1649 (495 amino acids)
Cellular component (GO): small-subunit processome; box C/D methylation guide snoRNP complex
Molecular function (GO): snoRNA binding
Source: RefSeq, a predicted model, not a curated record
CCAUUCCGAUAAUUCCGUUUCGUUUGUCUCGUGGCUCGUGGUUGUGUCUUGUGUCGCCGACUCAACAAUAUGUAAUUUAGCCUAAUAAUGUUUUGCUGGACCUUUCAAUAGUUUUUGAAAUAAUUUUAUUCUCGUAAACUAUCUUCGAUUUUAGUUUCGUCAUGGCUACACAUCUCUACAUCUUAUUUGAACAUGCAGCGGGGUACGGGCUGUUCAAAGUUAAAGAAUUUGAAGAAAUUGGAGCGCUACUACCCCAAGUAGUAUCCUCUGCAUCCAAUAUUAGCAGAUUUUCACAAAUUGUGAACCUGGUGUCAUUUGCACCAUUUAAAAGUGCUGUCACGGCAUUGGAAAACAUUAACAAUAUAUCGGAAGGUAUAGUACCUGAGGCACUGCAAGAAUUUCUCGAUGCUCACCUUCCAGCCUCUGGGAAGAAGCAAAAAGUUUUGUUGGGUAUUUCAGAGCCUAAACUGGCUGCCGGUCUCGGAGAAGUCCUUAGUAUAUCGUGCCAGCAUACUGGUGCUGUCCCCGAGAUAAUUAGAGGUAUCCGGGCUCAUUUUCACAAGCUGGUACCAGGCUUUUCACUAAAGUCCUGUGGUACAGCUCAGCUGGGACUUGGCCACAGCUACUCGAGAUCCAAAGUCAAGUUCAACGUACACAGAGUUGACAAUAUGAUCAUACAGAGUAUCGCUCUACUAGACCAACUAGACAAAGAUGUCAAUACGUUUUCCAUGCGUAUAAGAGAGUGGUACUCCUACCACUUCCCAGAACUUGUAAAAAUAGUGCCUGAAAACUACAUGUAUGCGAAGACAGUUCAGUUCAUCAAGAACAGAAAGAACCUGUCAGAAGAUCACUUGGAGGGACUAGAGGAAAUUGUUAUGGACAGUGCCAAAGCCCAGACAAUUUUGGAUGCUUCUAGGUCUUCGAUGGGCAUGGACAUAGUUGACAUUGAUCUAUUGAACAUUGAGAUGUUCGCCAAGCAAGUGAUCAGUUUGGCAGACUAUCGCAAACAGCUGGCAGAAUAUCUGCACGCCAAGAUGCAGGGGGUGGCUCCUAACUUGGCAACCCUUGUUGGAGACCAGGUGGGAGCCAGGCUUAUCUCUCACGCCGGCAGUCUCACAAACCUUGCUAAAUAUCCCGCCUCUACAGUUCAAAUACUUGGUGCUGAGAAGGCUCUUUUUAGAGCCCUGAAAACUAGGAGUAACACGCCAAAGUAUGGGCUUCUUUUCAACUCAACAUUCAUCGGCCGAGCUGGCCAAAAAAACAAGGGUCGGAUAUCUCGAUAUCUGGCCAACAAAUGCUCGAUUGCGUCUCGCAUCGAUUGCUUUUCUGACUCUCAGACUUCCGUGUUUGGCGAGCGGCUAAGACAGCAGGUUGAAGACCGGCUCAAGUUUUAUGAAACUGGGGAAAAACCCAAACCGAAUGUGGAAGUGAUGACAGAGGCUGUUGAAGAAGCCACUAUACAAGCCGCAGAGGAGGAGCGCCUCAAGAAGAAAAACAAGAAAAAGAAGAAGAGGAAAAGCUCCGAAAAUGGUGAAGUGGACAAUCAAAAUGGGUUUGAGGAGAUGAUCACUGAAGAAACGAAUGAAAAUGGUGAUGCCCCAAAGAAAAAGAAGAAAAAGAAGAAGAAGAAGGCUAGUGCUGACGAAUAAGUUUUCUUGGGAACACUUUUGUACUGAGUACAAUACUGUAGUAAGUUAGUUACUAUUUUUUAUCUAUUGUUUAUCUGUAUCUAUUGUUUUUGACUUCUACCUUUUUUAUUUGAAAUAUUAAAAAACAAAACAUCAUCUUGUGUUAAGUUUAUGAUCAUUCUAUUUGCUGGAACACUUAAUGUUUUAUUUGUUACUAUAACUUUGACAUGCUGUUGAAAAAUCCUUUGUUACAGUGUUAUCAUAAAAAAAUGUAUUAAGUGCUAUUGUCUCUGUCUUACAUCAGAUAGUAUUUUAUCUGCCAAAACCAUUUUACUUGUUUGUAAAGUGCCUUUGAAUAAUUUUUGUGGCAAUUCACUAAGUAAAACUGAAAUUAAAUGUGCAUCAGAGUAACUAAACGAUUUAAUUCGGUCUUAAAUGUAUUUGAUCUUUUGAGUUUGGAACGGAGUGUCAAAGUUGUUUGAUAACUUUAAGGUAAACAAUUCCAACAAGUUGACUUAUUUUAUUCAUAUAAAUAUAUUGUAUCCGUCACCAUUUAGCAAAAUCAAAAAAUCAGGGGAUCGUACUAUCGUGUUAAUAAACGCUUUCCAUAUCGAUAAAAAGUGAGUCGGUCGGGGUGAGUCGGUGGCUCAGUUGGUAGCGUCACGGACUUCGCGGCAGCGAUGUCGUGGGUUUGUAUCCUGGUCACUGCCACUAAAGUUUAUCAGUACAGUUCACCUUCGUACUGUACCAGCUCACCCCUUGCUUUGCUGGAUACGUUCCACGCACAGAUCUGUAGUCUAUGUGGACGGGCAAAUGCAAGGUUAAAAGAGGUCACCAACCUCUU